CAUACAGUGUCUUUUGUGUGUCUGUCUGCGUGCGUCUGUAGCACUCUACCGCGGCCUUGCGCGUUCUUAGCGAUUUGGUAAUUCUGUGGUUUUCCUCAGUUGACGGCUAGAUGAAGCUGUGACGGGACACAGCCGGUUCAUCUUUCGCGCUGUUUGCGUCAGCUCCCAAAAGCUAGCAGCUUUUUUGCCAGAAGCUGUAGACGAAGUUAAUGGGGUUUUCGACUUGGCUGUUCUGCGGGUGAAAGAUUUGCGCACCGCUGCUGAACACACAGGCUCGAUUUUAAGCAAAAGCGGCGUGUUGUCUGGAGAGAAAUUCUAAACCCUGUCCUCAACAUGUCGGAACUUAGUACGCCUUCGGAUCUACUCCGCUAUGUCCCCACGAGCGUCCAAGACCUCUUCAGGAAUGUUGUGUACUGGGGGUCGAACGACGAAGCUACUCAGAGGUGGAGGUUGCGAGUUCUCAGUAUCGGCGCAGUAGCCGUGGCGGGCGCCGCCUCUUGGGUGUAUCUUAUCUACCCCUUUGUGCAGCACGUGAAAGUGUGGAGCUUGCCCCAGCCGGAGACGUCCACGUGGCUCAACGGCGACAAAAAAGAGCUCGAAAAGCAUGUCCGGAAAGGAGACAAACGACAUUACUUCUCUCGUCUGCGCCAGACAGUGGGGCCUAACUGUUUUAUUCGCCUGCCUCUUCAAUUCUCUCUUGCGUCGUUGACGAAGAAUCCCUUUGGCCUUCUCUUCGUCACCAGUGACUGGAAUGUGAUUAAUGAACUACUGAGGCGGAGCGGAAGCUUGGUGAGGAACCCUGAGUGGGUGCAGGCGUUUGACGUGAUAAGCGACAGCGUAAUCGCCAUCGAAGACGAACAAAGGGCCCGCCUCCACAGAAGAAUUCUCUCGACCUUCACCACCCACCAGGCGACGAAUGGAACGAUGAAGCCUCUUAUGGAUCUCCUCGAGGUCCUUCGAAAAGAGCUCGUCGUUCUUAAUGACGUUCGAGCUGUCGAUGCGCUGCAGCUCACGCGGCUGACGAUGGUUGACUUGUGGCUGGAUUUGCUUACUGGCCGUCAGGGGCUGCACGCAGUUGCUUCAUCGGGUCAUCUUGCUCUGACUCCCAAGAGAGACGAGACAGGUGUCUUGCCCUACAGCACUGUGGACGCGAUGAUGACUACGAGCAGAUUUCACAAAGAGAACUACGAACUUCUCUUCCUCCCGACAGACUCUUCUGGCGCGGCCUGUACAGCCUCACACAGAGCCCUUGUCCGCCAAUACAAAUCUGUGGUCAACGCCACCCCCGUCAUUCUGACGCAGAUGCUGGACGAGACGAAUCAAUAUGCACUCUUGCCCAGAAUCCUCGCAGCUGAAGACUCUGUGACACGCCGUGGUCUAAUGGCGGACGAAAUCCGCGAUACCGCGUCUCUGCUUUUGCUUGCGGCGGAGAACACUGCACUGCCCAUCGUCUGGGCGUUGUACGAGCUCGCGAAAGACCCGCUGCUUCAAGAACGCAUUUACACUGCCACGCGGAUGGAAGACUUGACACUGGUCGACAGCACAGAUCACCUGGUUAGCCAUCUCGGAGAAGUUGUGAAUGUCUUCCUCGAGAGUCUACGGUUUUACGCUCUCCCAAUUCUCUCGCGAAGUGCAUCCAAGGCCAUUCAUCUGAAAUCAGUGGAUUUCUCAAUCCCCGCCGGCACGGUUAUUUUGGUGGACAAUUACUCGCUGACGCGUGAUGAGGUUCUCUGGGGACAAGACGCCAACGUCUUCAAUCCAGAUCGAUUUGUGGGCAGAAUAUGGCAACAGGCCCCUUGGCUGCCUUUCGGAUUUGGCACACGCAAGUGUCUCGGAGAACGACUAGCCGUAGCCCAUGCAGUUAUUUUUCUCGCCUUCAUUGUUCGUCACUUCGCUCUUGACCUAGACGUGAAUUCGAUGCCCCCGGAGCCAAUGGAACGUCAGUUCCUCACUCCCGACAAGCCUGUCAUGCUUCGUUUCAAACCUCGGGCGUAGGGAAAGAAAGGAAUCUAGAAGACAUCGAAAUGACAUAGCGCAAGUGAAUCGCCGUUCUGUGACACGGCCGGGAUUCUCAAACCUUAGAAAAGGCUGGUGCUGGAGUCAUUAUGAUGGCAGAAGAUUCAGAGGAAAGAACCACAGGCAGCAGGCCGUGGGUGUUCGCAGAACGAUUGGAAAAGCGUUUGCCUUUUUGUGGAGUUUUUCUAACCAUUGUUUCGUCAUAAGUUUUCGUUUACUAUGGGCCUCUUGGACUCCGUGGCUUGUGACACUUUGCGUUUGCUUUACAAAUGCCCAGUACGUGGACAGUUUACUGGCUAGACAAAAGGUCUGUGCCGUACCAGAAGUGGAUGACAGAUGCACUUUUCAUGUUGAGCAUCUUUGUCAGGUCUAGAUUCUGUUCCUCGUUCCCUGUUGUCACUUUUGAUCCUCUGUCUUAUCCUGUUUUGCUAAAGAAAAAAUUCACGCAUCUAAUUGCGUGUUUAACUUCAUUCUCGGUUGGACAGAAAACUGAUACUUUUGGAUAGAUAUAUCGAUGAGCACGUGAGAGGGAAGAGCUCGAGGAGGUGUGCAUUCUGUAGGGAAUCACGGAUCUAAUUUUUAUUUCGUCUUUUGCGUGUUGAGUUUUUGUUUGUUUUUCUGUUUUUUCGGGCGGUAAUAUCAAGAAAGGCAGGUCGAUUGGCGUAUUCUGUUUAUGAGCCACAAGGGGGUGUUGCUCACCUGCGGCAAACUGCCUGCUGCGCCACGCGCGAACAAGGCUUUGCACGUGUCGCUUUCAUGAAGAAGCAAUUUGAUGGCUUCUACAUGAAACGGUAGCUAUCGCAUGCAACUGAAAGCCAUUGUGGUGAUCCAGAGUACAACUCUUUCCGUUGUAUUCGAUUAUGGUGCCCUCGGAGCGUACUCGUGAAAGUCCCGCAGCCGGUCUAUGGCUUUUCUCUCCCAGCCUUUUUUCUUCU
This is a messenger RNA of Toxoplasma gondii ME49, 2951 nucleotides long. RefSeq names its product cytochrome p450 superfamily protein. NCBI's taxonomy places the organism in Eukaryota, Apicomplexa, Conoidasida, Eucoccidiorida, Sarcocystidae. Gene Ontology annotation, molecular function: oxidoreductase activity, acting on paired donors, with incorporation or reduction of molecular oxygen; monooxygenase activity; heme binding. The record is from RefSeq and is a predicted model, not a curated record. Bases 334 to 1995 code for a protein of 553 amino acids. The transcript is spliced from 12 exons.